Messenger RNA from Lolium rigidum, 1271 nucleotides. RefSeq lists its product as uncharacterized. The coding region runs from base 339 to 944 and encodes 201 amino acids. The record is from RefSeq and is a predicted model, not a curated record. The transcript has 4 exons. Lineage: Eukaryota; Viridiplantae; Streptophyta; Magnoliopsida; Poales; Poaceae.
AAGCAACCACCUUGGCUUGCUUGUUUAUCUUUCUCCCGCUUGCUUUCUGUAGUUUAUAAUUACCCAGUGUAAUACUCGUGCUUCUGUUCAUCCUGUCUUAUUUUGCACCCUCUCCUGUGCUAUUGGACCUGAGAUUGUUUUUUGAUGUCAUCGCCAUUGGUGUUACCACCAUCGCCUUGCGUAAUACGUGUGCAUGUUCUUCGUCAGACUUCUGUUCCUUAUGCGAAGUAAAAAAAAGGAGGUACGUGAAGUAAAAAAAAGGAGGUGCUAGACAUCACUCAUGUGGUACUGUUCAAGACGCUAUCUUAGCAUGGAAUUAUCCUUCUGCUCUUUUCUGCAUGAAGCAGUCAGAACUGAACAGGCUAAUACAGUUGGCAUCAUUCAUGGAAAAGAGGGCUGAAGUGCAUUGUUUCUCAAGAAGUUGGGCAGCCUAUGCCCACCAAGAAUUUGAGCAGAAUUCGGCAGAUCAAUUACAGCCAGUAGUAAAUUUUGCAGUUGGCGUUCAGGAGAUAGCUCUUCAAUCAAGGGAAGCAAAUAACAUUCUUGGUAUGUUGAAGGAGCCAUCGAGUCCUGUAGUGAGUUGUUCAAAUUUCAGAAGGUGUUCCUCCGCGGCAGAAUCCACGCCUGCCACCAGUUCGCAGAAUAUUGGCGUGACCAUAGGAGGAUGUCCUGGUUCCUUGAGGGCUUUGUGGAGCGACGGUGAUGCGGUAUGUGGCACCAGAGAGAGCAGGGAGGUGUGCAUUUUCAUCCAAAGGGAAGUGUGGAAAUUUAUCGGCUAUCGAGCAUGCCAAGGUGCGAGGUUAUUAGGGAUUCGGCCUCUGCGUGGAAAGGAAGGCGUGGCACUAUUGGAAUUAGGGUGCGAAGUGGCACCUGCAUCCAUCCGCAAAAUCCAAAAUCACAGCAAAAGGUGUUAUGGAAUCACAUUGGAAUUAAAGCAGGCUUAAUGAAAACUUCAGUUCAGCAUCCCGCGCAACUUGCCACCUUAACUGCAAUGCCUGUGGCCUGAUUGAUCGAGCAUGGCUUCAUUAUUGUUUUUUUUGCCUGUGUAGAAAUUAGUAGAAUCAUGUUUCUUCAUAGAGUAUUCAGAACAUGUAGAAGCUCGAUGGGCGAUGAUCUCAUUCCUCAUAGAAUCGGAGGUUGUAGUUCUGUACAGUGUUGUGACUAUGAUUUUGUUCCUUAACGAACGAAAUCAUAAUUUAUUGUAUAGCAUGUGUAAACUGUAAAUUGAUAGAAUUAUGUUUCUUCAUAAAGUAAAUUCGUUCCUCUGAGAA